Messenger RNA from Daktulosphaira vitifoliae (grape phylloxera), 2067 nucleotides. RefSeq names its product homeotic protein ultrabithorax-like. Gene Ontology annotation, molecular function: DNA-binding transcription factor activity, RNA polymerase II-specific; RNA polymerase II cis-regulatory region sequence-specific DNA binding. Bases 885 to 1856 code for a protein of 323 amino acids. Gene Ontology annotation, biological process: negative regulation of transcription by RNA polymerase II; anterior/posterior pattern specification. Gene Ontology annotation, cellular component: nucleus. The transcript has 2 exons. NCBI's taxonomy places the organism in Eukaryota, Metazoa, Arthropoda, Insecta, Hemiptera, Phylloxeridae. The record is from RefSeq and is a predicted model, not a curated record.
CGGGCCCCUCCUUCCGCCACCGCGUUAUCGCCGAUUCUGUUUUAAUGGGUCCUUCCGCGUGCGCGCCUCACGAUCCCCACCAACUUGGCGUUCCAUUGCCAUAACACGGCGGCGGCGGUGGCCACACGCGCUCGGUGACGUUCACAACACGUUUCUGGCCGGAAUGGCGCAAUAAAAGCAAACGGGCGACGAAAAAGGGAGAUCCCGCGAGUCAGCGGCAGCGGCGUGUGCGCGCGCGGUAACCUCCACCGCAUCGGCUUGGCGUUUGGGUGAAUGGGGGGUUCAGAGGAGGGGUACGGAGGGAAGAAGUCGCGAGCGCUCGCGGGGCCCGAGUCACAUGGUCCGUUCGUGUGUGUGUGCCAGUGACGAUCUGAUUGUCCCGUCGUUAAGUCGUCAUAAGCACUUUAUGAAAAUAAUAUUAUCUCAUUCGGUAACGAUAACUCCACGACGCUUAAACUUAACUCGUCAACUUUACUUUGGCCGUGUUUACGAUAUUUUUAUUUUCUAUUAUAAAGUCGUAUAAUUUAUAUUUUAUUUGGUUUUUAUUUAUUUUAUCGCAUCGUCAACUAGUUUUUACUACGUCGUCGUCUUGCCGCACAUUUACUACGCUCGUAAAAUCGCGCGCGUUUUACGACCCGUCCCGGAAACGCCGGAGAGAUGACCUUUUUUACGACUUAUUAAACGGUCUUCUGUUUACACUUACCGAAGUCACUAAGUAGAAGAUAAUUUGUCGUUUUCAACAAAUAUGUAUCGCAGUGCUACAAUUUAAUACAACAAAAUUGUAUGUGAAAUUAAUCAUAAAAAAAAUACUUGGAAAACAGAUUUUUCAAUUACGAUCGAGUAAAAAAAAUUUUUAGUCGACAGAAGUAAAGUAGUAAAAAAAUAUGAAUUCAUAUUUUGAACAAAGCGGUUUCUACGGUGGACACCACCACCAUCAAUCGUCCGCUGGACAUCACCACGACCAGAAUACGGUGGCGGCUGCUUAUAGGUUUCCAAUUGGCUUGGGAAUGUCACCUUAUGCGUCUUCGCAGCAUCAUCACCACCACGGUCUUUCGCAGACAAGAGCUCCACAGGAUAGCCCUUACGACGCUUCCGUGGCCGCGGCCGCCUGUAAACUCUACGGGACCGGCAGCGGUGGUGGAGGUGGCGGCGGUGGCGGAGCAUCGGACCAGGCGGCCGCUUCGGCUGGACUCAACUAUACUAAAACUGAACCUUGUGUAAAAAGUGAUUCGUCGGCAACACAUCAAAAUGGAUAUUCAUCGUCGCCUAAAGACGUAGUGUGGCCGGGAAAUCCCGUGUCCGCAGCUAACGGUUCGUUGUUAAGACCAAACGUAUGUACCCCCGAAUCCCGUGUUGGAUACGGUUCUGGGAACAGCGUGAGUGGCCUGGACGGUGGUGCAGGCACUAGUCCUAAUUCAGCUCGAAACUCAGUAGGAUCAUUGUCGGCUUCCUGGAACAGUUGCGCCGGUAUCAACAACAACGGCCACCAGCAACAGGCGCUUCAGCUCAAUCAACAACAGAAUAAUCACACGUUCUACCCUUGGAUGGCCAUUGCAGGUCAGUCAAUAGGUGCAAAUGGGCUUAGACGUCGCGGUCGACAGACAUACACUAGGUACCAGACUUUGGAACUGGAGAAAGAGUUCCAUACCAACCAUUACCUGACACGCCGGCGACGGAUAGAGAUGGCUCACGCACUGUGUUUGACAGAGCGACAGAUAAAGAUAUGGUUCCAAAAUAGAAGGAUGAAACUGAAAAAAGAGAUUCAAGCCAUCAAAGAACUCAAUGAACAAGAAAAACAAGCGCAAGCGCAAAAGGCAGCAGUCCUAGCUGCCGCUCAGGCCGCCGGUGAACGCUAAACACCCUCUACCCACCCAAGCCACCCUUUAAGUGUGCAUUAUCAACACAAUUUUUAUUAUUAUCGCCAAUGAAUAAUAAUAUGAAUUUUCCUUAUCGUUUUUUUAACUUCUCGUCGCCAUAUUGUAAUGUUUUUCGAGAAACUGUUUUUAAUUUUGUACAUACCUAUAGUAUAUAUAUAUUUUUGCUCCAACUCUGUCGCGUCGUCAUAUA